This is a messenger RNA of Penaeus vannamei (Pacific white shrimp), 2172 nucleotides long. The record is from RefSeq and is a predicted model, not a curated record. NCBI's taxonomy places the organism in Eukaryota, Metazoa, Arthropoda, Malacostraca, Decapoda, Penaeidae.
AUGACGCCUCGAGCUGCUAGUGAUCUAGCCUGUCACAUUUCCUGUGCGGUUCGAAGCAUUAAGGAGAAAAGUCGUAUUUAUGGUAGCGCAAACACAGAGGUUGAUGUGACCAAAGAGUAUAUACGUCUUUGCAUCAGACACAUUAUUGCUUUUCAGAAAGUAUCUCUAAUUGAGUAUAUUAAAUUUCGUGUGAAUAUUGCUUCCCAGUCGGUCUCGUGUCCUCGCAAGCAGCGUCCGGAAGCUCUCGCCCAUCCCGUGUUCCUUGGGAUCUCACUUGGUUUAGGAAUCUCGUCUGAAAGCUCUUGCUAUACAGGCAUGUUCUUCUCGUUUUGCCAACGGGAAUGCCGACCUGCAGACUCGACUUCAAGCACUAUCAAGUUAUGGCCGCAGGUGCUUGUAGCGCUGACUGCAUCGUUGGCUCACCUGUCACUCGGCACCGUGUUAGCGUACCCGGCCAUCGCUGUACCUCAACUAACUGAGCCGCUUCUUCCCGACCCAAGCCAAGACCCGCACAAAACCGGCGCGGGAGACCAGAAUCAGCGGGACAAGACGACGCUGCAGGAGACGUACGACCAAAGCCGCGUCAGGGAAUCUCCCCCUUUGGUUCUUCUACUCGACAACUCCACGGCUUCCUUGGACCGCCUGAACUAUACCCUGGCACGGCCUGAGGCGCCCUUGUCUCGGGAACCCCGCGCCCCCGAGGUCUGGCUGUCGCAUUCGCAGGCCACCUGGUUUGCCUCCGUGCACACGACGGGGGGGAUCGUGGGCUCCGUGGUGUGUGGACCUCUUGUCAGUAUGGUGGGUCAGCGGAGAGCCAUUCUCAUCACCUCUCCUUUCAUUCUGGCUUCGUGGCUGACCAUUUGGGCGACGUCCGUGUUCUCUCUCCUGGUCAGUGCUAGGUUGGUGUUGGGGAUCUGCAUCGGCGUGACGGGAACGGCCGCCCAAGUUUACAACGUCGAAAUCGCCCACGAGUCGGUCCGCGGCUGCCUCACCUGCCUGACGGAUUUCUUUGUCGGUUUGGGUCUCCUUUUCACCUACGCCCUGGGCAUGACCGGCCUGGGGUGGCAGUGGACGGCCUUCACGCUGGGUCUCGUCAUCACCCUCCCUCUCACCCUUGGCAUUGCGAUGUUCCCCGACUCGCCUCGCUGGCUGGCCACCAAGGGACGCAGAGAGGACGCCAGGAAGGCUCUCUCGUUCCUUAGGGGAAGCAACUACGAUGUGGCGUCUGAACUCGAGAACAUAAUGAAGGCUGGGAAUGGAGGGUCAAAAACCACGCUAGGGCAGCAAGUGCGUAGUCUGGAGAACCCUGUGGUGUACAUGCCCUUCCUGACCACCUGGGGUUUGUUCAUCUUCACUCAGUUCUCCGGCCCGUAUGUGAUGUACAGCUAUACCAUCUCCAUCUUCCAGGCCGCUAAAGUUGAUGUCAGUGCUUAUUUGGCGUCUGUCCUUGUGGGCGUGGCCAGAGUGGUGGGCUCUGUGGUCGGACUUGUAGUCGUGGAGCGCGCAGGACGCCGCCCUGCCAUGAUGGUGGGCGGCCUCGCCGCGUCUCUCUCCCUGUGCUGCCUCGGCCUCUACUUCUUCCUGCAGAAGGGCCAUGGAGGAUUUCCUUUUGGACAGUGGUUCCCUUUGGCUUCCAUAAUAUCGUACACCUUCAUUGUCGGAGCAACAAUAAGUCCCAUUCCGUUCUUGCUCUCGAGUGAACUGCUGCCUCUCUCCUUCAGGUCCCUAGGAUCUGCCGUGUCCAAGACGGUCUUCUUCAUAGCGAGUAUGGUGACAACGUUUUCCUUCCCGACGCUUAAGGAGAACUUAGGCCCGGAUGUCGUUUUCUGGCUGUACGCUGUCUCUGCCCUCUUGCUCGUCCUGUUGGUGUGGAGGAAACUUCCCGAGACGAAAGGCCGCUCGCUCGAGGAGAUCGAGGAAUAUUACAAAGGCAUUUAUACAUAAACUGACAGAGCAGGUCGACAUCGACUCUCAGUCUCCUGCCAUUUUAAAAGGAGCGUUGUAGGAAGUGACACGCCUGCAGGUCUCCCACGUUCCAGGCUGACGCGCGACCUUCACUGAUGUUAAACAUUGUGGUUUCCUUGCCCCCCUCAGCACACGCGUGAAAAUUGUGAUACGAUUGUAAGAAAUAACCAAAUGAUUUUCUUAUGUAAGCUUUUAUUACUGUUCGUU